CCUCUAGCGCACUGGCACGCCGUCCAGGCGUCAGUGGUUAGUUGGUACUUGUCGCUUCGCCCCAGUCCCAUCGUUUUGUGCCUUCAGCUGCCGCCUGUCUCUGGUCGCCUCUUCUUUUCGGCACCGCUCAACUCUACCUCCAUCCAGGUAUUACGAUCCUUCUAUGGCCCGUCCAGCCAGGCUGAGACAGCCGUCUGCUGCCACAAAGACCCUUUCAGGGGGAGCUGUUGCUGCUGUUGCUGGUGA
This is a messenger RNA of Protopolystoma xenopodis, 246 nucleotides long. Lineage: Eukaryota; Metazoa; Platyhelminthes; Monogenea; Polystomatidea; Polystomatidae. The record is from the annotation of a GenBank genome assembly.